Molecule: messenger RNA, 2094 nt
Organism: Polyodon spathula (Mississippi paddlefish)
Lineage: Eukaryota; Metazoa; Chordata; Actinopteri; Acipenseriformes; Polyodontidae
Gene: tmem50a
Product: transmembrane protein 50A
Exons: 7
Coding region: 130-609 (159 amino acids)
Biological process (GO): protein targeting to vacuole; late endosome to vacuole transport via multivesicular body sorting pathway
Source: RefSeq, a predicted model, not a curated record
CAACGAGGCGUGGAAAACCUCACGGAGCAAGCGCAAAGAAACACCAGUGAACUCGGAGGAUAAUAAAAAGUAAAACUCAAGAGAUUUGUGUUUAUUGUGUGCUGAAAAUAACGAGAAAAGCCCAGCAGAAUGUCCGGGUUUCUGGAUAAUGUCCGGUGCGGAGAAUGUGAGUGCGUAGAUUGGGGGGAGAAGCGGAACUCCAUCGCAUCCAUAGCUGCUGGAGUAUUGUUCUUCACAGGAUGGUGGAUAAUCAUUGAUGCAGCAGUCAAAUACCCUGACAUGGACAGAUUCAACCAUUCCUACCAUGCUUGUGGGGUUAUAGCGACUGUUGCAUUCCUCAUGAUCAAUGCGGUGUCUAAUGGACAGGUCCGUGGGGAGAGCUACAGCGACGGGUGCAUGGGACAGACAGGGGCUCGGGUCUGGCUCUUCAUUGGUUUCAUGCUGGCCUUUGGCUCUCUGAUCGCUUCCAUGUGGAUCCUCUUUGGAGGCUACGUUGUGCCACAGAAGGCAGAGGUGUAUCCGGGUAUAGCAGUCUUCUUCCAGAACGCGUUCAUUUUCUUUGGGGGUCUGGUGUUUAAGUUCGGGCGUACAGAAGACUUGUGGCAGUAGUGCUGCCCACUUCGUGUUUCUGUUCGGGUUUGUGUUUGUAAGCCUCUUGCCUUGGCACACUGUGUGGUGUGUCUAACUGGUCUCCUCUCUCUGGUAUAUUAUAGCGUGGUGUUAGUUUACAGUAUGUAAUGUGCUACCUUUCUACUUCUCUGAAAACAGUGACGGUCGCACUGAGUUUUGACGUCUGAACAACACAGACAGAAAUGAGCAGUGAUGUAUCAACACAGUCCAAUACUGGUGUAGUUAAUGAUCUAAAUACUGCUGCCCUUCAAUGUUCUGUCCCCAUAUAAAGCAAUCAGGUGGGGGGGAAAAAAUCGAUGACAUAUAUUUCUGUCCAAGACGACUUUUUCAGCUAUUUUUUAAAACUAUUUCAAGCAUGAAAGGGUUAAAUGUAAAGAAAAGCUUGAGGGAGUGUGAAACCAUGUCCAUGAUGAAGCGGCGUGUUGAGCAUUUCAGUUUGCUGUUCCUGUAACUACGCCUGUACUGUGCAAUCCCUCUUUCAACCAGCAAAAGGACUGAGCUGUGGCCCUAACACAACGGUAUCUUUACAUUUGACCAGCGUUUGUCUGAAGCUGGUUUUAGGGGCGGAAGUUUGUUAUGUAUUCUGCUUGUUAAUUAACUUCAGUGCAUGUUAAAAACGAUGUCAUUUCUCCAAAGCAAAAACACCCUCUUAAACUGUCUGCUGGGAAUGUCAAUUUAAUAUACAGUAUGUGUGCAAAGUGAUGCGUGUUGGCAAGAGAGUUAUUGUGUUGUGCUGUUUUUUUAUUUUUUAUUUUAUUGUUUUCUCCUGUAUUUUGUGUAGUAGAUUUUGUAAGCAAGUGAGCUGGCUGACUCUUGGUUACUGCAUUUUGUGUUGUCUUAAGGUGUGCUGCACGUGAUGUUAAUUCACACCACUGUUCAGAGCUCUGUUUUAUGCAUUAAAUAUUAUGUAUGCUUUUUCCAUUUACAGUUUGUACACAGAUUAGCCACAAAAAAUGCCCACAUUUUGAAAUGUUCUUAUUCUUAUGAAUGCCAUGAGAUCAUUUUGUGAAUGCAUCUGUAUAAAAGAGUAGUCAAGCUGAAGAAUAAGCUGUGAUAUUAACAUGACCUGAAAGGUAUCAUUACAGCUCAGCCAGCUAGCUGGAUACAUGUGCUUCAAAACUAACGUUAAAGGCCAACAAUGAGUAAUACACUACUGGUUAAUUCAUAUUUCAGAAAACAUAAUGCUGACAUGCUGUGGUAAAUAACUAAACUGGCUCGCCUGAAAUGUAUACUUAGUUAUUUAAUACUGAGAAAACUGAUAUUGGAUGUUCUAAUCAAAGCUUUGAGAAACAUGAUGUAAUGAAUUUUCACUUUUGGUGAAGCCCGUUUAUCAUGCCACAACGCUAUAAUCCCUGUCCGUCUUCACUUCCUGUCCUGUUACCUGGAACACAGGAAGUGAGAUUAUAGUGUAGCGGCUGGACACAUUCUUUACCUGAGUGCAAAUAAAGUAAAGGUGAAACAAGA